GAUUGUGACCACCGGCUACCAAAACAACAAAUCUAAAUGUUCAUUGUUCAGUAUUAUAACUGUCUACUUGCGGUGUUUCUCAAACCUAACGUCGGCCAUAUUAUUAUACACUCCCGGAAAUUAGACGAUAAUAGUACUGUAAAUUAUAGCGGAUAGGUACUAAAAUAUUAAUUCUAAUAGUUUCAUGUGAAAUGAAGAGUGUUGCAAGUUUACAAUGUGUAUAUUAUUUAAUGCUGUUAAUUAUAAUUAUUUGUACUGCGCGUUUGGGACGCUGUGUGCCGCAAAAUAAAGAUAAUGUCACCAGUAAAAUUUUUUUCCCGUCAGAUGAUCAAUCCAAAGCCACGGAAACAUAUUAUUCGGCCGCUGAAAUGUGCAGCGAGUAUUCGAAAUUGAUUUACAGUUAUAUAAAGGAUCCAGUAUUAUUAGUGGGUCACGACAACAUUAUCAAAGUUAAAGAUUGUCACGAUGUCUUAACCUUAAUCGUUAACGGCACGAGGGCUGAUCCAAAAGAAUUUCCACACAUGGCUUUGUUGGGUUAUAACAAGAACCCCAAAAGUAACGCAUGGGCCUGCGGUGGAUCACUGAUCAGCAACAGAUGGAUCCUGUCCGCAGCACACUGUGAAAAACUAGAUGACAAAACUUUCGUGCGCUGGGCACGCCUGGGAGAACUCAACUAUCUGUUGGACACUGACAAUGCCAGACCAAUGGACUACCAAAUCGAAAAACGCGUAGUGCACCCGAAUUAUCAACCACCGUCAUUGUACAACGAUAUAGCACUGUUCCGUUUAGACCAGGAUGUCAAGUUUUCGGCGUACGUUCGGCCCAUUUGUCUUAACGCAGAUCCAAAACUGCAGUCGAGUCCUUCGCAGACGGUGAUAGCAACUGGUUGGGGACAGAUCCACUUCAACGGACCACCUAGUCCGGAUCUGUUGAAAGUGAUUUUGAACAUGAUCCCGGCAAAUCAUUGCAAAAGCAAUUACGCGUCGAUCGGGGCAACUCAGUUGGCGAACGGAAUACUCGAAGAAAGCAUGAUGUGCGCCGGCUAUGCGAAUGGUGAAAAAGACACUUGUGGGGGUGAUUCUGGCGGUCCGCUUCAAAUAGCGCACGACAAUUACUUGUGUAUGUACACGCAAGUAGGCGUCACGUCGUUCGGUAAGCUGUGCGCCGAGAAGAAUUCGCCGGGCGUUUACACGAGAGUGUCCAAGUUCUUGCCGUGGAUCGAACGAAUCGUUUGGCCCAAAAAGUCUGCCUGAAGUGAACAUAAUAUAGAUUAAGAGGAUGCCACACCUGCACUUGUUAACUACGUUUUACAAUUACGUACAAAAACGCAAAUUUUGCGUUCACAAUAAUACAUUUUGCUCUGUAAAUUCUAGAAUUGGAGUGAAUUGGCCCGUUACAAAAUUUUAAGGUAAGAUACAGGGCAUCUCGGAGGCUUUUAUUGAUACAUAUUUUUAUUAAGAAGCAAGUUAUGGCCUCUUUGAAACUGUAAAUUCUUUGUUUUUUUUUUUUUGAAAAUGAUCAUAACUCACUUAAAAAUAAUAAUAUCAAUAAAAUCUUCCGAGGUGUUCUAGACAAUAAUAUUACCUCAACAUUUUAUAAUGAGUCAAUUCGCUCUAAUUUUAAAACAACAUAGUCAAAUGAAAUAUUGGUUACGUAAAAUUUGCCAUAUUGUAGGUUUUUAAGAGGGAGAUAGCACAUGCGUGGCGUCUUCUUAACAUUGUAUUCGAUAGUGAAUAAUAAACCUAAUUGCAGCUAGUAAUCUGUAAGUAUAAUAUUCUUAUGCUAGGUUGCAUAAAUAAUUGAUUAAAUUUAAUGGUUCACUAAAAAUUUAGUGGACCAAUCGUGGGCCACUAAAUCUUGUUUAAGGGACCAUUAGCUCACUAUUGAUUCAUUAAAUGUUUUUCACUAGUCUGUUUAUUUUUAUUUGACGUCGUGUCUGACCCGGUGUUUAUAAAGUGGUAUUAUUAUUAUGAUAUUAUUUUCUUUUAAUGACCACUCAACAGACAACAACUCUUGGUAUUUUCAUCAGUAUUGAUAAUAUUUAUUUUUUACCGAUUCGACCAACCAUGAUCGAGUACCUACUGAGUAAGAAAGUAAUUGAAAAAGUAGGUCAGCGCAUUUCGGUGCACCUUCGGGCCUAGGACAGGAUAGUGUAAUUUUACUGUAUUCGAU
This is a messenger RNA of Metopolophium dirhodum (rose-grain aphid), 2172 nucleotides long. RefSeq names its product venom protease-like. Bases 192 to 1253 code for a protein of 353 amino acids. The transcript is spliced from 7 exons. Gene Ontology annotation, biological process: proteolysis. Lineage: Eukaryota; Metazoa; Arthropoda; Insecta; Hemiptera; Aphididae. Gene Ontology annotation, molecular function: serine-type endopeptidase activity. The record is from RefSeq and is a predicted model, not a curated record.